Messenger RNA from Aaosphaeria arxii CBS 175.79, 606 nucleotides. RefSeq lists its product as uncharacterized. NCBI's taxonomy places the organism in Eukaryota, Fungi, Ascomycota, Dothideomycetes, Pleosporales. The coding region runs from base 218 to 532 and encodes 104 amino acids. The transcript has a single exon. The record is from RefSeq and is a predicted model, not a curated record.
GUAAUCAUCAUCAGUAGUGGGGACCAUGCCUAUCAAUUGCGCGGUACCUGGCGGCGGAAACAUAACGUUCCGAACCGAGGUAUCCUCAUGAUUCGUACGAAGCGAGGUGCGUUGUAGUUCUAGUUCGUUAGUGCGAUCGCAGGGCAGCGCGACGUCAUGAUCGAUCGAGCCAGAGCUUCAUGCUUUCCCUGUCCGUUAUUCUUCUCGCAGCCUGUUGAUGUCUACGAGGUACCUAAAAGGGUAUGCGAUUGUUUCAAUGAGUCUGAGGAAAUCGGUGCGUCGGUGUCUGACUUCCGUCUUAUCUGAUGGGCUUUUUCUAUGCUGGUGCCUGGUGGUUUCUGCAGCGAAGAUGAUGAUAACUUGUAGAAUAGCUCCGUUCCCUAACUCCGGUUCUAAGAUGAAGCUCGUGAAGAAAUACUGGAAUGCUUCUACCAUUGAUUAUUCUGGCCCACUUAUUCCAUCUGGCUACGUGUUAGAGGGAAAGGUCUGUCCCACGGAUGUCCGGGAGUAUGUGUGGUGUGAGCUGUGUUGAAGAUGUGUAGCUUGGUGGUAUGAGUCAAUCAGACUAUAUGCUGAACCUAUUUGCUUUGAUAUAUCAGAUUGAAA